CGCAGUAACCACCACCGAAGCAACUUGUUUUAAAGUAAUUUAUAAAAAUGCCGAAAGAUGACCCAGAGACCGCAGCGUUAAAAAAGGAAUUGAAUGACAUUAUCGCCAAAGCGAAGGCGGAACAGGAAAAAGUCGCGGAUGCAAAACUAGCUGAAAAAUGCGGCGAUAUGGCAGAUGUUCCUAAGAUUCGUCUUAUAACUAAGAAAACCUUGAAAGGGCACAUUAAUAAAGUUAACUCCGUCCACUACAGCGGGGACUCUAGGCAUUGCGUGACAGGUUCUUUGGAUGGUAAACUUAUCAUCUGGGAUACUUGGAGCGGUAACAAGGUACAAGUAAUACCCUUGCGCUCUGCCUGGGUGAUGAGUGUCGCAUUCGCUCCCUCUGGAAACUUUGUCGCAUGUGGCGGUAUGGACAACAUGUGCACGGUGUAUGAUGUUAACAACCGGGACGCCACGGGCUCUGCGAAGAUGGUGCGUGAGCUGGCCGGCUACGAAGGGUUUCUCAGUAGCUGUCGUUUCCUUGACGAUACGCACAUACUCACAGGCUCCGGGGACAUGAAGAUAUGCGUCUGGGAUUUAGAAGUCGGAAAGAGAGAAGUUGAGUUUGACGCUCACGCAGGUGAUGUGGUGACCAUAUCGUUAGCACCAGACAUGAAGACGUACGUCACUGGUUCCGUUGACAAGACUUGCAAACUGUGGGAUGUGCGGGCUGAGAAAGAAAAACAAACAUUCUUCGGCCAUGAAGCGGAUGUGAACAGCGUAUGCUACCAUCCUAGUGGUCAAGCAUUUGCAACUGCGUCUGAAGAUAAGACAGCGCGAUUGUUUGAUAUUCGUAGCGAUCAGCAGCUCGGUCACUACACUCCGCCCGGUGCCAGUGGUUUUACUAGUUGCGGGCUGUCGGUUAGCGGUCGGUAUCUACUAGCUGGCUCUGACGACAACACCGUUCACUCCUGGGAUACUCUAAAAGUCGCCCAUACAGGAACAUUAAACGGACAUGAAAACAGAGUGACGUCAAUUUCGUUGGCACCGAGUGGCAUAGCGCUGGCGAGCUGCUCCUGGGACCAGGGCGUGAGGGUCUGGGGUUGAAUCUCUUUAUCCAAUCAGUUACUUAAAAUUAAAAAAAAACCGUAGACAAUUCUCAUUUCCUUAUGAAAAAUAUACAUAGCACUAUAUAAUUACUAUGUCAUACAACAACUCACAUAGGUUUAGUUGGAGUUGUUUCCAAUCUUUGUAUUUAUUAUAAUUAUAUUUUAGUCUGUGAACAUACUAAUUAUAUAAUGAAUAGUCGGUAGAUUUCAAACUCAAAAAAUACACACGCUAUACACUAGAUAUUAUAGUAAUCAUUGUAUUCAAUAAAUUAUAACAUGCAUUCUAAAGAAAUUGCUGAUCACAUUUUCUGCUUUCCUAAUAAUUAUCCUAUAAAACAAUAUUUUUUUAAGAAAUUAAAUAUUAAAUAUAUAAUAUAUACCACUUUUCGUUUAUGUUUAUGGAAAUAAAUAAUGCUAAUUCAUUUUUUAAUUAUUUUAUCGAAUCAAUAUUAGAUUUAUUGU
Messenger RNA from Nymphalis io (European peacock), 1549 nucleotides. RefSeq names its product guanine nucleotide-binding protein subunit beta-2 (gene Gbeta76C). Lineage: Eukaryota; Metazoa; Arthropoda; Insecta; Lepidoptera; Nymphalidae. Gene Ontology annotation, biological process: G protein-coupled receptor signaling pathway. Gene Ontology annotation, molecular function: signaling receptor complex adaptor activity; protein binding. The record is from RefSeq and is a predicted model, not a curated record. The transcript is spliced from 9 exons. Gene Ontology annotation, cellular component: heterotrimeric G-protein complex; cytoplasm. Bases 48 to 1085 code for a protein of 345 amino acids.